Messenger RNA from Glossina fuscipes, 5094 nucleotides. It is a transcript of the gene prc, whose product is annotated as trithorax group protein osa. The coding region runs from base 171 to 4712 and encodes 1513 amino acids. The record is from RefSeq and is a predicted model, not a curated record. Lineage: Eukaryota; Metazoa; Arthropoda; Insecta; Diptera; Glossinidae. The transcript is spliced from 13 exons.
AUUCAAAGUUCAACAGUUGUCGCGAACGGAAGCAUAAUAUAUUCGGAAUUCCUUUGUUGAAAAUUUGGUUGAUAUUUAAAUUGAGAUAGAGAGUCGUUAAUAAGCUUAAUUAUAAUUAGUAGAGUAAAACAGAAUCGAUCAUACGUUAAAUUUGCGAUUUCGUAAAUAGAAUGCAGCCCUUUUGUUGGGGCUUUGUCAGCGUUGUGCUCCUGAUUGCACUCACAAAUGCAGCUAUAAUUAGUUCAUUGAAUAAUAAUGGCGACCACAUUGAAUCUACUUAUCCCUUUGAUGUGCAAAGAACAAAACGUAGCGGCAGAGGCUACAUGCGCGGCCAAACUCAGUCACAGUACUUAAAUUUUGGCAAACCGGAAAUUGAUGGAAAAGCAGAGGCAGAAGCCAAUGAAAGUGGCUCAAGAUCAACUGUUUCUGGUACUCACGGUAUGGGACAAGCUCAAAGCCAAUUCUCAAUGGGCGACUGUAGUGAAUGUCCGGGAACGAUUUAUGAGUACCCACCGGGAUCUCCGGACCCAUUAACAUUAAGCGGAAGUGUUCUUCAGCCUCCACCGAGUGGACCUCUUGUUACUGGAGGCUUUCAGCCCGGUCAAGGUUACAUUAGUGGCAAACCUCAAGCAGUGACUGGACUUACUGGCGCGGUAGAAGGGCCAGGUACAAGAUUAAGACCCGGAAUUAGCCAGUUUGGGGAACACGGAAGAGGGACAAAGACUCCAGGCGAUCAACGACCUGGUCAAAUGACUGCUCCUGGAAAAUUACCCAGCUAUUACACUGAUUCGAUUCCCUCUUCUGAAAGUGAAGUCCCCAGUCUCCAACCAUCUAGAUAUACACCUGGAGUCCAACCGGGUGUAAGGGAGCAAGGACGAGAACAAACAGAUAGGCAACGUCCUGCAACAAUUCCACUAGAACAUUAUGGGCCUGGAAUUCCUGCGCAACCUUUUUCAAUUAGCGGACAACCGUCUGCACCAGGUUAUGGGGCCAGACAAGGCUUUAUGCAGCCUUCCGGUCCAGCUUAUGAAGCUGAUCAACGGUUUCCAUCAGAGCCGUCUGUAAGACCAAGUCCUGUAAGUAGUCGUCCUCAAGGGCCGCUAACUGUACAACCUAGCAGCAUUGCCAUUCAACCAGCGCAUCGAGGUCAGCAAAUACCACCACGUGGACCCAGUGAGCAACAAAGACCACCGUUUGGACCGGAAGUUGGACAGCAACCUUUAAUUUAUGGUCCUGGCUUUGGUCAGCCGAGUGGGCCCGCUGCUCUUCCUUCUACCACUGGAGCUGGAAUUUUCCAGCCUAGUAGACCGUCUGUUGGAAUUCCAUCUUUUGGAACAGAGCCAGACAGGCAUCGCCCUACUUAUGGUCCUGGUGUUGUUCAACCAGGCACACCUGGAGAAACCUUUUAUCGAACCCCUAGCGAGGUGACACAACGCGGUGGGCAAUCGCCAGACACGACUAUUGGACAUCCAACACCAGUAUAUAGACCUAGCUCUGGUCAAACAGCAGAUCAAUAUGGUGGCUUCGUUCCUGGACAUAUGCAACGGCCUGUGCUCGGAACAGUCGGUCAACCAGCUAUAUAUAUCCCAGGGGCUGGCAUGCAGCAGAUCGGUAUCGGCGAACAAACUGUUGGUCAAGUAGCCGUUAAACAACCACAUGUUAGCCAACCUGACAUCCCUCCUCAACCAGGGUCCGGUUUUUAUAGUCAGCAACCGGGGCCUCAAUCAAGAAUGGAUUAUAGACCGGGACCUCAACAGCUGACACAUCCAGGCACGCCGAGCUCAACUGCACUAAGGCCUACUGCUACAUUUGAUCAACCAGGCCAACAACCAGAUACAGGCUAUGAUCAUCGAGGAGGUUUUAAAGAUGCUAUAGAAGCAAAAGCGCAGUUCGGAAGUCAACCGGGUACAGCAGGAAUCCAACCUGAAAUUGGAAGACGUCCAGGAGCCGUAAUACAGCCACCAUUUGGAGUAGGAGUUCCGCAAGAUAUGGAUAGACGACCCCAAAGUGAAUUUAUGCCCUCAGGUCAACCAGGAAGUGUAUUUGCUCCCGCCGUUCAAACGGGAACAGCCUUCACUCAACCUGGAACAGGACUGUCUCAACCCGGCACUCGGUUUGUUCAGCCAGGAAGAGAAUUUAUUCCACAAGGUGCGGGAGUUUCUCAAGCAGGGGUAAAUCUUGCUCAACCAGGGGUAGGAGUUGGUCAACCAGGAGCAGGUUUUACUCAACAUGGACCUGGAGUUGAACCCGGGCGUGGAUUCGUUCAACCAGCACAUGCGCGUCAACCAAGCAUUGGGUAUCCACAACCCGAAUUUAGACAUCCAAGCAUUCAACCGGGCGUUCAGGCACCUACUGUUGGUGCAAUGCAACCCGGAGCAGGUUAUGGCACCACUACUCAACUUGAAAUUGACAAGCAGUCCGGUAUUAAACCUCAGUCUGGGGUUGGCUCGCAACCUUGGUCGUCAGUACAGCCAGGUUAUCCUUCAAGCUCCCAACAUGGAACUCAAGUUCACACAGGUAGUCAGCCUGUUACUGGAAUUCAACCCGGAAUCACGGUGCAGCCUGGAAUCAGCAUGCAACCGGGAACGGUCUUGCAACCAGGAACUGGUGUGCUGCCGGGAGUGCAGAUUCCGCCUGUAGCCGGGAUUCAGCCUGGAAUUAGUAUACAGCCUGGAAUUAGUGUGCAGCCUGAAAUCGGUGUGCAGCCUGGAAUAGGUAUGCAGCCUGGAAUCGGUGUGCAGCCUGGAAUCGGUAUACAGCCUGGACCCAGUAUUCCACCCAGUGUUAGGUACGAUCACAAACCCGCGGUCCCUCCUUAUGGAGUGCCAGACUAUGGACAUCAAAUCAAAACUUCAACUGAUUAUCUACCCCAAACCCCUAGUGUUGUUCAACCGGGUGCUGGAUAUGAUUUAUCACGAGGGGCUAUUGCACAUCCACCCAGCAGCAUUGUUAUGCAACCAGGUAGCGGUGGAGCACAACAAUUUGGCGGAUCUGAUGUCAGCUACGAUCAAAGAGGAACCGGAACAAUUUACAGUCCAUCAACUGGGUUGCAAACUGCAACAGGUGAAGGCUACGACCAAUCGGGUAGAGCUGGAAUCCAACCAAGUUCUGGUUACCGACCAAGCACACAAAUUGGAACUGUACCUACUUACGUUCAACCAAGUACUGGCCAUGGUCCCUCCUACGGCAUUGAAUCGCGUCCUAGUGCAAGUGGCACCAUUCCUUAUGGUUCGCCUUAUGUAACUCCGCCACAACAAUUGGUUUCAGCAGGAACAGACGAUGCAUUUUCGCAAGCAGAAUCCUCAAUUAAUAACGGCCAAGCAGUUGCAAGUGCUCAAGGAAAGAAAAAUGGAGGAACUGCAAAAACGCAAGUACAAGGAACAUACAGCUCAUCAGGCUCCUUUACAGCUAGCGCUAUGACGUCAGAUAACGACCGUUCCGCUAGCUCACAAGUUAGUGGUGGGUCUGAAGGUGCUAUGAGCCAAGCUCAAGGUCAAGGUGGCGUCGCCCAAUCUCAAGCACAAGUCCAAGUAAAUGAAAAAACUGGCGGUACUAAAUCGUCAUCGCAGAGUGGUGGCCUCAUACACCAAAGUCAAAGUGAGGUGCAAGCAAAUGACAAGGGUGGCUUGGCUGAUGCGCAGUCUAGUGGACCUGGUCAAACAAGUUCGCAAGCUCAGAUUGGUUUUCGUCCGGGUCAAGAUGGCGAAGUAGUUCAGUCUGCUGGAGGGGGGCAAGCUUCAGCUCAAUCUGGAACACAUUCUGGACAAAGUCAAUCUCAAAUUCAGGGACGAUCUAAAUUCGGCGUGUCUUAUCAUGGCGCAGCACAGUCCGCUUCGGGAACCAAAGAGCAAGUAGCCAGUUACCGGGAACAAAACCGUCACCUCUUUAACACCAUAAGUCAGUUUGGAGGCGCCGACGCAAUUACUGAUCGAGUUGAUACCAUGUAUAGUCCUACAGCAUUAGCAUCCGAAUCUGAUGCUAUUCCGGAUGUACAAUUGAAGACUUCAAAAACUAUCAAAAAAGUGUCCAAUAUAAAUAAGUUGGAUGAUGACGAUUCGAAUUUGGCUGAUGAUGAUGAUGAAGAGCCCUAUGAUGAAUAUGAUGACGAAGACGAAUACUACAAUGAGACUCCAAUUAAAAUGGAUUCAAAAUCAAAUAGUUUAACACAAAAGCAAAAAAACAUUGGUCACGACACGAAAAGCUCGCGACCCGACUCUGUUACGUCAUAUCGUACUCACACUCAAAAGACGCCGACACAAGUGCAGCAAACCGCUGUCGUCAAUUCAAAUAAAAAGUAUACUGUUGUCCAAAAUCAAAAUGGUCGGGUACAAACUUAUUCGUCACGCAGCACUACAGAGAGUGUGCCUAGCGGUUUCCGAGGUACUGUAAAUGUCGAAAAAAAAUAUCAUACCAAGGCACUCGGAUCACACAAAACCGAUGAAAAAGCAAACGCAACCAAUACGACGAUUGCUGAUGAAAAAUCUAUAACCAAACUGAGAACACCGGAUAGCUUUGUGACAGUUACAAAAUCAAUUACCGGAAGUUUAGAUAAUUCCAAAAAUCCACCACAAGACAAUAAAAAUUUCCAAUCAACGUAUUAUACAAAAUCAUCCACCUGUGGCUAUUUCACAUUUUCCUGUAAUAUUGUCUACGGUGCUAAUGGCCGUAGUAAAGUGUGUCGUCCAAAAGCUCCAACAAACGGCAAAUGUUAAUGAUUUGCUAUUUCAUUCAAUUCAUCCAAAAAACCAAUUCAAAAAUUAUUAAUAUUAAAAAAAAAUGGUUUAGCCUACCACUACUUUUAUAGCCAUUUUAUAUAAAAGCGUACUUGUCUACAUAUCUAUACGGUAAUAUGUGGUAAUGGGCAAAGUAAAAAACAUUACAAAACUUCGUUAUUUGAACGUUAAGUGAAAAUAUUGCAUUUAUUUUUAUUAUGUUUUAAAUUUCAUUAGAGAUCCUUUUGCAUUUAAUGAUAUAUGAAUUUCCUUUAUAUAGUGUAUUCAGUACUUUUUGUAAAAACAAUCCACUGCCCGAAGGAAUUGUCGAUCAAUGUAACGUUUAAUACUUACUAAUAAAAAACAACAAAACCAAUUAAAA